Molecule: messenger RNA, 6000 nt
Organism: Closterium sp. NIES-65
Lineage: Eukaryota; Viridiplantae; Streptophyta; Zygnematophyceae; Desmidiales; Closteriaceae
Source: the annotation of a GenBank genome assembly
AUGGCUACCCCCAGUGUCCUCACCUUUGACGCUGAGGGCAGAGCCAUUGACUUUGACGUGUGGGUAGACGACCUACUGCUUUUCCUACAGUGCGACAGAGCUGACGGCCUCUCUCUCUUUGAUCUCACUUCUGGUGCCUCUCCCGCCCCUGCUGCUACUGAGGAUGCCACUGUUCGCUCAGUGUUGGCCACACGCGAUGCUGCUGCACGUCUUGCUGUGCGUCGCCACCUCCCUCCCUCUGAGCGUGCACACUUUGGGUCGUACAAGAGUGCUCAGACCUUGUACGACGCCGUUAUUGCACGCUACUCCACCCCUGCCACUGCUGCACUGAGCCGCCUCAUGCUACCGUACCUCUUUCCCGACCUUGCUUCUUUUGCCACAGUCGCCAACCUCAUCACCCACCUGCGCACUAGUGACGCUCACUUCCGCGCUGCGCUUCCUGCUGAGUUCUGCGCCAAGAACCCCCCCCCCCCCCAGUACUUCACUCUCUACUACAUUGUCACCCGCCUCCCUGACUCCCUCCGCGGAGUCAGGGACGACUUACUCUCAGUCUGCCCCACCACUCUCACUGUUAACAUCCUCGAGAAGUCCCUCCUAGCAGCCGAGAAGAGCAUUCUCGCUGUAGGGGCCUCUCGUGGUGACCCGCGCACCCCCAUCUUUGAGGGGUGUUCCCCCUCCCCCCUCCUGCCCUCUGUCGCCUCUGCUGCUACGGCCGACCUCGUUGGUUUUGAGUCGGUCGGUGCGGCGUCUGCCCCCAGUGGGAGACGUCGCUCUGGCAAGGGCAAAGGGGGCAGGAGCGGUGGUGGAGGCGGCGGGGGCGGUGGGAGCGGCGGUGGAGGCAGCGGAGGAGGUGGGGGUGGUAGCGGGAGUGGUGUCGGGAGUGGAGGUGUCAGCGGCGGCAGUGGAGGCGGGGGUGGCAGCGGCGGUGGUGGUGGGAGUGGAGGCGGAGGCGGCGGUGGCGGCAGCGACGGUGGGAGUGGCGGUGGCAGCGGAGGUGGUGGCGGCGGCGGCGGAGGAGGCGGCGGAGGAGGUCGUGGCUCGUCGCAGAGGAGUGGCUCCGGUGGCGGUCAGCGCCAACAGCAGCGUGGUCAGGAGACCCUCUCCCCGCAGCAGCUCCGUGAGUGGUACGCUGCACGUCAGAGGGGUGGGGGUACUGGUCCGUGCACCUACGUCUUGCGCACGGGCGACCGUGCGGGUGAGCCGUGUGGUGGUCCACACCCCGCCCAGCGCUGCUUCGGCCGCCUGACUGACGCUUGGCGCCGCCAGUUUCCUGACGCCUCUGAGAUCCCUCGCUGGGACCAGCUGUCUAGGGCAGGAGUAGCUAUCUUUGAUCUUGACUUUGAUGCUAUUCUUGCUGCCAUGUAUGCUGUGACUAUUAGUGAGGAGGGUGACUGUUACCGGUGUUUCCCGCCCGACCUGGGCAUUGGUACUGCGGCUCUAGGUGCUGUUGAGGCUGCUGCUCCAGGUGCUGGUGAGGCUGUCGCUCUAGGUGCCAGUGAGUCUGUGUCCUCAGGUGCUGGUGAGUCUGCUCUCUCAGGUACUGCGUCGGCUCCGCCCUCUCUCACCUUCACUCUUGACUCAGGGGCGUCUCGCUCCUUCUUUCGAGACCGCACCACACUCACGCCGCUUAGUCGGCCAGUGGCGGUCUCCCUGGCGGACCCCUCUGGGGGUCCUGUUCUGGCUCGCUACUCCACUGUCCUGCCGUGCCUUGCGGUCCCGUCUGGCGCCCUGUCCGGUCUCUACCUCCCCUCGUUCUCUACGAACUUGGUGGCGGGUGCUGACCUACAGGAUGCAGGGGUCGACCAGUUCACCCCUGCACGCCGACGGGACACUCACUGCACGGACGCGGACACGGGUCGACACUUGACCACGUUCACACGUGGGCCGGGGUCGAGCCUGUACACACUCACUGUUCCGUCUCCUCCUCCUGCGUCUGGUCAGGUAGCUGCGUCGGGUGAGGUGUUUGCUGCAGCGUCCAGGUCUGGUCCUGAGUCUGCCCCCUGCUCGUGUCGCCUCCUGUCCCACGAGACCCUCCUGUGGCACCACAGGAUGGGUCACCCCUCCCUGCCUCGUCUCCGGGGCAUGGCCUCUCGCCUUCUUGUCUCUGGCCUUCCCCGGUCCCUCCCUCCUCUUCCUCCGGGACCUGGCCCUCCCUGUGUCCCCUGUGUCGAGGGUCGCCUGCGGGCUACCCCUCACUCCUCCCCGUUCCCUCCGACGGAGGCCCCGAUGCAGACGCUUCACAUGGACGUGUGGGGCCCAGCCCGCGUCUGUGGACAGGGUCACGAGCGCUACUUCCAGCUGGUGGUUGACGACUACUCACGUUACACCACAUUGUUCCCCUUGCGCAGCAAGGGUGAGGUCACUGAGGUGUUGAUCGCCUGGAUCCGCGCAGCUCGUCUCCAGCUCAGGCGGAGCUUCGGCUCGGACUUUCCUGUCUUGCGUCUGCACUCGGACAGAGGCGAAGAGUUCUCCUCCGGCCUUUUGCGAGCCUACUGUCAGGCACGAGGCAUCCGCCAGACCUUCACGCUUCCGGACUCUCCACAGCAGAAUGGGAUUGCUGAGCGCCGCAUCGGCAUUGUCAUGGACGUCGCCCGUACGUCCAUGGUGCAUGCGGCUGCCCCCCAUUUUCUGUGGCUGUUUGCGGUGAGGUACGCCGCACAUCAGAUCAACCUUCAGCCCAGGGUGUCCAGAACGGAGACCUCCCCAGCUUUGCUGUGGACGGGGAAGGUUGGCGAUGCGUCGGCGUUCCGUGUCUGGGGAUCUCGGGCGUUUGUCCGCGACUUGUCUGCGGACAAGCUGUCCCCUCGUGCUGCUCCUUGCGUCUUCCUGGGUUUCCCCCCUGACGCACCUGGGUGGCAGUUUUACCACCCCACCUCUCGUCGUGUUCUGUCCUCCCAGGACGUCACGUUCGACGAGUCGUUUCCCUUCUACCGGCUCUUCCCCUACCGCACUCCGUCCCUCCCCCCCCCGCCCCUCUUCCUGGUCCCAGGUCCCCCCCCGGUAGACCCCCUCCCCCCUCAGGGUCCUGCCCCUUCAGGUGUGUCUCAGGUAGACGCGGUCGAGCCUGUCGAGGUCACUGGUGACUCUGGUGCUGCUGCGGGUGCGGAGCCUCGGGGUGCUGAGACUGGGGGUGCGGAGACUGGGGGUGCUGAGCCUGGGGGUGCUGAGACUGGGGGUGCUGAGCCUGGGGGUACUGAGCUUGGGGGUGCUACGACUGGGGGUGCUGAGCCUGGGGGUGCUGAGCCUGGGGGUGCUGAGCCUCGGGGUGCUGAGACUGGGGGUGCUAAGCCUGGGGGUGCUGAGCCUGGGGGUACUGAGCCUGGGGGUGCUACGACUGGGGGUGCUGAGCCUGGGGGUGCUGUGCCUGGGGGUGCUGAGCCUAAGGGUUCAGCGUCUGGGAGUGCUGCGCCUGCUGCUUCUGUUCCUGGUGGUUCUCCAGACCGUUCUUCGCGCCGCGAGCCGCUCUCUCCUCUGGAGCUGCGUGAGUGGUUUGCCCGGCGCUGGAGGCGAGCUGCUGGAGCCGGGGGUACUGCGGGUGCUGGAGUUUCCGUUGCUGCCGAGGGAGCUGGUACCACGGUUCCCGGAGGUGCUCGUACUUCGGGUACUGGAGCUGCCGGGCCCGGGGGUGCCUCUGGAGCUGGAGCUUCUGCGGGUGCUGGAGCUGAGGCUACGACUGUCGGUCCUACUGCGGGUCCUUCUGCAGCUGCUGGUGGUGCUGGAGUUGGAGCUGCUACUGGUGCUGGUGCUGCCUCUGGAGGUGAUGGUGCUGUCCCUGCUGUCUCUGGCGGUGCUGCGCGGCCUCGGCCGUACUUCGUUCCGCUCCUUCAGCAGGUUCUUGGUCUCCCGCCUUCCACUGGUCCUUCUCCUCCCGUAGAGUGUCCGCAGCCUGUCCCGUCACGGUCGCAGUUACAGCCCACCUCUCCUCUGCCUUCUCCUUCUCCCUACGCUGGUCCUACUGGAGGUCUUGCUGAGCGUCGUGAGCCUGCGUCCCGCCCUGUGUCGCCAGUCCGAGCUGCUCGCACUAGUGGUCGCGCUUCGCGUCCGCGUCCUCCUCCUGUCCCUGGCACGCACCAGAUGUCUCUGCGUCCGUCCACUGCUCCUCUGCGUGCCCCUUUGCCUUCUCCUCCUCAGUCUUCUCUUCCUACUCUUGCCGACCCGGAGUCGGACUCUCUUCGUGCUGCCAGUCCUACUGUCACGCGUCUUCUUGCUACUCUUGUCACUGACCCUUCCUUUGAGUCCGCUGCUGCGUCUGCCCUAGUUGCUGAGCUGGUCGACUUUGCUGCUGCGUGUCGUCUGGACUACGCUGCCAGUCUUGUUGCUGAGUCUGCUGAGUCUGCGUCUGCGUCUGCCUGUCCUCCGUCCGUCGUGGGUGACUGUGCUCUUGGCACGGACGUCCUUGAGGACAGGCAGGAGGAGUUCCAGUGCUUUGCCGCCGCUUUGCCCCAUCUUGUGUCCAUGCUUGUUGCCCCUGAGGGAGACCCGGAUGCUCUAGACAUCCCGACCCCACGCUCUUACGCAGAGGCGAUGGCCGGUCCCUACUCCUCUCAGUGGCAGUCAGCCAUGGACGCAGAGAUGGCUUCCUGGAAGUCCACAGGCACCUACGUUGACGCUGUUCCCCCUCCUGGGGCGAACAUUGUCAGUGGCAUGUGGAUCUUCAGGGUGAAGCGGCCGCCGGGUUCUCCGCCUGUCUUCAAGGCGCGCUACGUGGCUCGUGGCUUCAGACAGCGACAGGGAGUUGACUUCUUUCAGACCUUCUCCCCGACCCCGAAGAUGACCACUCUUCGGGUUCUACUGCACGUCGCUGCUCAGCGUGACUAUGAGCUACACUCUCUUGACUUCAGCACUGCUUUCCUGCAGGGCCGCCUGCACGAGGAGAUCUGGCUGCGCCGCCCUCCUGGCUUCACUGGGUCGUUCCCUCCUGGUACCCAGUGGAGCCUCCGGCGGCCAGUCUACGGUCUCCGCCAGGCGCCGCGUGAGUGGCACGACACACUGAGGACUACACUUGCGGCUCUUGGGUUUGCUCCUUCUACUGCUGACCCGUCGCUGUUUCUUCGCACCGACACCUCGCUGCCGCCGUUCUACAUCCUCGUGUACGUCGACGACUUGGUCUUUGCCACUGCGGACACUGCCGCACUCGCCCACGUGAAGUCCGAGCUGCAGAAGAGACACACGUGCACAGACCUGGGUGAACUGACAAGCUAUCUUGGCUUGCGGAUCACCCGGGACAGAGCACGCCGCACCAUUACCCUGACUCAGUCACACAUGGUGCAGCAGGUCCUUCAGCGCUUCGGCUUCACGUACUCCUCGCCCCAGUCCACUCCUCUGCCUACGGGACACUCGCUCUCAGCUCUGCCUUCGGAUGAGUCCGUAGAGUCGAGUGGUCCGUAUCCAGAGCUUGUGGGCUGCCUCAUGUACCUGAUGACUUGCACUCGACCUGACCUCGCAUACCCUCUCAGCAUCUUAGCACGCUAUGUUGCUCCCGGCCGUCACCGGAAGGAGCACAUGGAUGCAGCUAAGAGGGUGUUGCGCUACUUGUGCAGUACGUCGGGCAUGGGGCUAGUGCUUGGAGGGCGUGAGCGGCCUGUGCUCACUGGGCACUCAGACGCUUCUUGGGCUGACGACCAGGCUACUCAGAGGUCCUCCAGCUGUGAGGCUGAGAUCUACGCCACGGCCAUGGCUGCCCAGGAGCUUCGCUGGCUCACCUACCUGCUGACUGACCUUGGAGAGCGGCCUCGUUCUCCUCCAAUGCUGUAUAUCGACAACAAGGCAACCAUUGCCUUGUGUGAGGAGCACAGACUGGAGCACAGGACGAAGCACAUUGCUCUGCGCUACUUCCUUGCUCGAGAGCUGCAGCAGCGUGGUCAGCUUCGCCUGCGUUUUGUGGCCACUGAGGCCAACACUGCUGAUGUGUUCACCAAGGCACUUCCGCCUCGUGACCAUCAGCGCUUUUGCACUCUGCUAGGCCUUGUGCCCACUGGGCCUCACAUGCUUACCUCUUGA